Molecule: messenger RNA, 3141 nt
Organism: Mercurialis annua (annual mercury)
Lineage: Eukaryota; Viridiplantae; Streptophyta; Magnoliopsida; Malpighiales; Euphorbiaceae
Product: copper-transporting ATPase PAA1, chloroplastic
Exons: 17
Coding region: 152-2998 (948 amino acids)
Biological process (GO): monoatomic cation transport; copper ion homeostasis
Cellular component (GO): membrane
Molecular function (GO): P-type divalent copper transporter activity; copper ion binding; ATP hydrolysis activity
Source: RefSeq, a predicted model, not a curated record
GCGGGAUUCCAUAACCUGUCCGGAUUUGGCAUCCAUCUUAUAAAGCAAGAUAGAAUGAGAAACAAACAGGCAGCUACUGCAUAUAUAUACUACAAUACAACUGCAACUGGAUGAACUUUUAUCUUCUUCAUCUUCUUCUUAAUUAAUUCCCAUGGAGUCAAUCUCAACCGCUACUUCCACUCUUCUCACAAUAUCCAAGGCUCUCAAUCCUCAUCUCUCCUCCUCUUCCUCUCUCCUCUCACGUCGUCGUUUCACUUCCUUCCGCCCUCUUUUCCUCCUCUCUAACUCCUCCUCUCCUCCUCCGCCUUUAUCACCUUUAUUCUACUCCGUUUUGCCUCUCCUACGCCGCCGUUUACAAUGCGUCUCCAACUCCGCCUCCUUCUCCACCUCUCCUGCUGGCGGAAACGGCUCUGGCGGUCCUUUUGGUGGCGGCGGUGAUGGAGGAGGUAGUGGCGGUGGUGACGGUAGAGCUAAUGGCGGCGAUUCCAAAUCGAAUUUGGCUUCUGGAGAGAUUCAGGAUUUAUCGGGGUUGUCUCCUGAUGUUAUUAUACUCGACGUUGGAGGAAUGUCGUGCGGUGGAUGUGCAGCUAGUGUCAAGAGAAUACUCGAAAGUCAACCGAAAGUCUCGUCUGCUACUGUAAAUCUCACAACAGAAACGGCAAUAGUGUGGCCUGCAUCUGAGGCAAAAGUUGUACCAAAUUGGCAAAGCCAGUUGGGUGAGGCACUUGCCAAGCACCUCACGACUUGUGGCUUCAGUUCUAACCUUCGAGAUGCUGGGAAACAAAACUUUUUCGAUGUUUUUGAGAAGAAAAUGGAUGAAAAACGCGUUCGCUUAAAAGAAAGUGGUCGCGAGCUUGCUGUUUCCUGGGCUCUCUGUGCUGUAUGCCUCUUUGGCCAUCUUUCUCAUAUAUUUUCCUUCAAGGCUCCAUGGAUCCAUAUGCUUCAUUCCACAGGAUUCCAUAUGUCAUUGUCUUUGUUUACGUUGCUUGGUCCUGGGCGUCAACUCAUCCUUGAUGGCGCGAAAAGCCUUUUUAAGGGGGCUCCAAAUAUGAACACUUUAGUUGGUCUUGGGGCAGUAUCUUCAUUUGCUGUUAGUUCAUUAGCUGCCUUACUACCAAACCUGGGUUGGAAGGCCUUCUUUGAGGAGCCAAUUAUGUUGAUAGCUUUUGUCCUGCUGGGAAAGAAUCUUGAACAAAGAGCAAAAAUUAAAGCAGCCAGUGACAUGACAGGACUUCUAAGUAUUUUGCCUUCGAAAGCUCGUCUUCUAGUUCAAAGUGACCUAGAAGACCCAGGUGCAGUGGUUGAAGUCCCUUGUAGCAAUCUCUCUGUUGGUGACCAAAUUGUUGUGCUACCUGGAGAUCGCAUUCCAGCAGAUGGAAUAGUUAGAGCUGGUCGAAGCACCAUUGAUGAGUCAAGUUUCACAGGGGAGCCAAUGCCAGUGACUAAACUACCUGGGAGUCAAGUAGCAGCUGGUAGCAUAAACCUCAACGGCACUCUGACGGUCGAAGUGCAGCGACCAGGUGGUGAAACUGCCGUAGGAGACAUUGUUCGUUUGGUGGAAGAAGCUCAAGGCAGAGAGGCACCAGUGCAGCGUUUAGCUGACAAGGUAUCUGGGCACUUUACCUAUGGAGUGAUGGCACUUUCAGCUGCUACGUUUAUGUUCUGGAAUUUGUUUGGUACGCGUAUACUCCCUGCUGCUGUUUACCAUGGAAAUCCAGUUUCACUGGCCCUACAGCUCUCUUGCAGUGUUUUGGUUAUUGCUUGUCCAUGUGCACUUGGCUUAGCCACACCUACUGCUGUGCUGGUUGGAACCUCAUUGGGUGCAACAAGAGGAUUGCUUUUGCGUGGUGGAAAUAUUUUAGAACAAUUUUCAAUGGUGAAGACCAUUGUAUUUGACAAAACAGGAACCCUUACAAUUGGCAGACCUGCUGUGACGAAGGUUGUUACACUUGGGGAUGUAAAAAUUACAGACCAAAUAAAUACAAAUUAUAUAUGGUCAGAAGUUGAAGUUCUUAGCCUAGCUGCUGCUGUAGAAUCAAAUAGUUCUCAUCCUGUUGGAAAGGCUAUAGUAAAAGCUGCUCAGGCUGUCAGUUAUCAAAAUGUAAAGGUAACUGAUGGAACAUUCAUGGAGGAACCUGGGUCUGGUGCUGUAGCUACUGUUGGAAACAAGAGGGUAUCUGUUGGAACACUUGAUUGGGUUAUGAGGCAUGGAAUUGAACAGAAUCCAUUUCAAGAAGCCGAGGAUCUCAAGAAUCAGUCAGUUGUCUAUAUUGGAGUAGAUAAUGCCCUCGCUGGCCUUAUAUACUUGGAAGAUCAAAUUAGAGAAGAUGCUAGAUAUGUUGUUGAAUCCUUGUCUAGAAGAGGAAUUAAUGUGUUCAUGUUGUCUGGUGAUAAAAAGUCUACUGCUGAGCAUGUUGCAUCUGCUGUUGGAAUUCCAAAAGAGAAGGUGUUGGCUGGAGUUAAACCAGAUGAAAAGAGAACGUUCAUUGUUGAACUUCAGAAUGAUCAGAAUAUAGUAGCAAUGGUUGGUGAUGGAAUUAAUGAUGCUGCUGCAUUGGCAUCAUCACACAUUGGAGUUGCAAUGGGUGGAGGAGUUGGAGCUGCGAGCGAUGUGUCUUCUGUUGUGUUGACUGGCGAUAGACUAUCCCAGUUGCUUGAUGCAUUAGAACUAAGCAGACAGACUAUGAAGACUGUGAAGCAAAAUCUCUGGUGGGCGUUUGCGUACAACAUUAUUGGAAUUCCAAUAGCAGCUGGUGUUCUACUUCCAUUUACUGGGACAAUGCUGACUCCAUCCAUUGCUGGAGCUCUCAUGGGUUUAAGUUCUGUUGGCGUUAUGACAAAUUCAUUGCUUUUGAGAUUCAAAUUUCCCUCGAAGCUCAGCCGUGAUACUGAAAUGUCUCUAGCUGCCAACACUUUUUUGGCUUCUCAACUUCUCAUGAACCAAACUGAGAAAAUAAAGAAAUAUAAUGCUUCUACUAAAUGGAGAGAGGCACGAUGAGCUCAAUUUAUAUUUAAAGUGGGUUUGGUUUAAUGAAUAUUUCUGAAAUUCAUUUGUAAAUAGAUGCAGUUAUACUUAAAUUCAUUUAAUAAUUAUAUCUUUUAAGUUUUAUAUUAAAUGAAUUCUGAAGUAGAAUUAACGGA